Hemicordylus capensis (graceful crag lizard) is the source of this 6623-nucleotide messenger RNA. RefSeq names its product chordin like 1 (gene CHRDL1). NCBI's taxonomy places the organism in Eukaryota, Metazoa, Chordata, Lepidosauria, Squamata, Cordylidae. Gene Ontology annotation, molecular function: protein binding. The transcript has 12 exons. Bases 235 to 1605 code for a protein of 456 amino acids. The record is from RefSeq and is a predicted model, not a curated record.
CCGGGAGCAGCCCCCUGCGCGCGGAAAAGCCGCGCCCCUGCGCAGACUGCGCGCCCGCGCGGGCCCCCCAUCCGGCUCCGUCGCGGAGGCAGCGGCUGCGUCCAACUGCGCGCACGGGGCGCCUCUGAAGCGGAGCAGCGCGGCUCCGGCGGGGAUUGAGCAAAAAGAUCCAGCAUUUGCUACAUCAAAGCAUUUUUGCUGUUCUAUUUUUUUUUCCUUCCCCCUCUGGCAAAGAUGAGAACGGCUCGGGGAUUGGGAAACUUCAGGAUUGUUUUCACUUGUGUGCUCUGCCUCCUUUUCAUCGAGGGAAGUAAAGCGGAGCAAGGAAAAUCCCCCGAGACCUACUGCGUGUUUCAGGACAAGAAGUACCGUGUAGGGGAAAGGUGGCACCCACAUCUGGAGCCCUAUGGAAUUGUUUACUGCGUCAACUGUCUCUGCUCAGAGAACGGGAAUGUGUUAUGCAACAGAAUAAGAUGCCCAAAUCUCCAUUGUCCCACUCCCGUACAGGUGCCUCAGUUGUGCUGCCCACGAUGCGCAGACGACUCGCUGUUUUCCCUGGGCAGUAAGGUCUCCGGGAAGUCCUGCGAAUACAAUGGCACGACCUACCACCAUGGGGAAAUGUUUGUGGCAGAGGGACUCUUCCAGAACAGACAGGCCAACCAGUGUGUCCAGUGCAGCUGCUCCGAGGGAAAUGUAUACUGUGGCCUGAAGACAUGCCCCAAGUUAACUUGUUCUUCUCCGGUGUCCGUGCCUGAAUCGUGCUGUCCAGUUUGCAGAGGAGACGGGGAGUUAUCGUGGGACAAUUCUGAUGGUGACAUCUUCCGGCAGCCAGCCAACAGAGAAGCCAGGCAUUCUCCGCCUCGCUCUCACUACGAGCCGCUGGCCAGCCAUUCCAGGCAAGUGGUCAACCUUCCACGCUUCAACAGCGGCAGAAGUAACCGAGGGGCAUUACCAGACCUGCAGCAGGCCUCGGGGACCAUAGUUCAGAUUGUCCUCAACAACAAACAUAAACAUGGACGAGUGUGUGUCUCAAAUGGGAAAACCUACUCCCAUGGUGAAUCCUGGCAUCCGAACCUCCGGUCUUACGGCAUUGUGGAUUGUGUCUUGUGCACAUGCAAUUUCACCAAGCAGGAAUGUAGGAAGAUCUCGUGCCCAAAUCAAUAUCCCUGCAAGCAGCCCAAGAAGAUCGAAGGGAAAUGCUGUAAAGUCUGUCCAGAAGAAAUUGAGAGCCAGAACCUGGACAGUAAGGAAUAUUUCUGUGGAGAAGAGAUGCUUCCCGUUUACGAAGCUGUUCUUGCAGAGGAGGGAGAAACCAUCCGGAAAAUAGCGGUGGAAACGGAUCAGCCGCCACAGGUAGAAAUUCACCUGUGGACCAUUCAGAAAGGUAUCCUGAGUGGCUUUGAAACAGAGAAGGUAUCCAAGGAGGAAUUCCAAGAAAUGCCCAACUUCCGGCAAAUCACAAAGACCACUCUGAGCCAGUGGAAGAUAUUCAGCGAGGGAGAAGCUCAGAUCAGCCAGAUGUGCAGGAGCAGAGUGUGCCGGACGGAGCUGGAAGAUUUGGUCAAGGUUCUGUAUCUCGAGAAGUCGGAAAAGGACCACUGUUGAGAGAAAGAAGCCCAAGGAAGGCACAGAUCUGCAGCUGGACUGCAGGCCUCUUUUGCUUCUCUUGCCGGUGCCCUGGAAACCAAAAGUAUAAUGCAAGUCAAUAUUCAUCUCAUGCCCAGUGUUAACUUGCUGCUUUGUGCACCUGAUCUGUGUCAGGCCUUCCAGGAUCUCUUCCAAGGACCAGGAGGCUCUGUGGGACUGGUGGGGCAGGGUGUCCUUAUAGGUAGAGUGUCGUUGCUUGACGGCUUUGGGAAAGAUAAUCUUUGGCAAGCUUGAUGACCUGGAGAAAGGCUCUAUCGAUGCACAGCAGGCCUCUCCCUGCUGCAUGGAAGGCUUGAAAUUGCUUGUGCUUUUUAGGAGCUGGGAAAGUAAACACAAGGAACGCGAUCCUGGAGGAUUUGGAAUGUAAAGCUAGGUUUGAGGGGGGAAGGCAUUUGCUGCUUUGAAAGCAAUAUCGUAGAGGCCAAUGACACAUUAAGCUGGUUCACACAACCAUCAAAAUCAGGGGAAGAGCUGGGUUGUCCCGUUCGGUGUGAUCACAAGAACUCUCACAAAUUCCUCCAGCCCAGGUUGUUCAAAGCAAGGCUCCCGAGUUUUCCUACCCUGAUUUUAACUGAGGAAGGAGAAGAGGAGAGCUCCUACCUUGAUUCUGGCCUCAUGAGAACUCACACGCCUCUUCUACUCAGCCACCUCCCCGACAAGGAACCAAAGAGAGCUGUGGCUAGAGCGGCUGCCGUCAAAGGAUGCAGUCGCCUGCAAGGCAAACUCUAUGGUCCUGAGACGGUGGGAGCAGCUUUGCCUCCUGCUCCUUCGUGGCCAAUGGGAGGGCAGCCGCUGAUGUCAUGAGGCUUUUCCAGUCUGCUGGCAGUGCAAAGCAUGCUGGGAAAGCACAUGGGGUCUUGGAGGGCUUUCCAUGGAGAGGUGGGACUUUCAGCUGCCAAUUUCAGCAAUGGCCCCAGCAGCAGCCUUGCGUAUCCUGUUUCCUGGAUUUGUGACCCAAACUCAGUUUCUCAUGUGCUACUAACAAGGUAGGAGCUCUCCUGACCUCCGACCCACCCUCCAAAUGGCCGUGUGAACAGACCCUACUACAUGCCAACAUGGUUGAUCUCACCCCCGGUGCUGUUUAUUAAAGAGCAAAGCAUCUUCAAGAGAGGGGGCGAGCGGAGAAGUGAGAGGGAUGCCGAACCCUCGUAAAAACAUGGAACCCUGCAGGGAGGCGUGAUUUGAAGCCGGAAACAGCUGGUGGGGAAAGCGUUAAGCACUCCCUUCGCAUUCCACCACUUCACUCUAAGUUCCCUCCUGCCAAAAACUGCUUUUCUAUAUAUAUAUAUAUAUUUAAAAAUCCAGCAGUGUUGGGGUACUGUUACACACGUUGGCAUGUGAUGUGCAAUUCGCCUCUGGGAAACUCAGAGUACAUAAGCAGAACAGCAGGUCUUCGCAAGAGCGGCUUUAUUUUACUAGUCAUUUGAGGGGAAAGUUGAUUGUGAAAUGGUUUUCGUUUCGGGCGCCUCCAGCAUAUCGGGAAUGCAAUGUGAAAGGCUAGCUUCACGUGGCUAGCCCAAAGCUGCAUGUCUGUGGUCUUCUAUAACUUGCAUCUUGGCCGCUGGGCUACUUGGAUGCCCUCCUACAAUGCUACUUCAUAAAGUAACCUAAAGUGUUUAUGAUUCUCUGCCGUGAUUAACGAGAUAAUCUCAUUUGUUGCUACAAUCCCACCCACCGUUUUGGCUGUACCAGUUCCUGCUUGCUGCAUUCAUCACUAGUAAUGACCUCAUUGCUUCACCAUUUGCACAUACGUUUCUUAGCCGUUUCGCUCACCGUUGUGUGAUUUGCCCUUCUAAAAGCUUGUGACAGUCGCCCGCACUUAUCCAAAAGAGAAGGGAGGGAGCCAGUUCACAUCCUGGCUAAGCUGAUCUUCAGUCCACUGUAAGGAAGAUUUGAUUUCAGGAAGGACAGAGCUGACAAAUUCUGCUUCUGUAAGAUGCUGGUAGCAGUGAUACAAGAAACAUUACGGCACAUUAGACGCUCACGCUCGAUUAUGAUAGGUGUUUCCCAGAUGUUGGACUACAGCUCCCAUUAUCCCCGGUCACACUGUGUGAUGGGAGUUGUAGUCCAACAACUUAUGAGGAUGCAAGGUUGGCAACCCCUCAAUUUUGCCAUAGCAGCCUCCUUUGUUGGGUGCAACUCUAGAUGCUAAUGCAAACACGGCCCCAGUGGUAUAUUUUCAAAUUAGCAUCUUAGGGUUGCAAGUUUACUCUGGAGUAAGUCCCACUGAACUCAGUAAGCAAGCUUCUGUUCACAUUGGCCUGCUCCACACAAUCAUUCAAAUAUGGGUUUAAUGUGGAUUACAAACAUUAGGGUUCGAGUCCGAACCAGACACAGACCAGAUCAGGCCGGUUUGGUCCGGCACCCCCUGAACUCCAUCUUCCCUCCGGUUCGGUUAAGUCCAGUGGGGCGGUUAUGAGCUUUUUUAAAAAAAAUUAAACUUACCCCCUCUGUGGGGGGUUAUCCGAGGUGGUGGGGGAGUCCCGCGGAGGUUCCCCCUCCCCCUGCCAGCUUCCCUCACUUCCAAAACUUGCCCAUUUGGCCACCCUUCAGCCUGUUUGGGCCUUUCCCCCGGCGUGGCAGCCAUUUUAGAGUCCACCGCGCCUGCGCAAUGGGCCUCUGCAUGGCCUUGCAUUUGUUUAAAACAGAACCUUUAAAAAAAAACAAAAACUUGCAAUCUCCUCGAACAGACCGGGGGGGGGCGGGGUUCAGUCUGGGGUCAGACUGAACAGGGGGUGGUUCCGUUUGAUUUCGAACUGUCGAACCAAACUGGUUUGACAUUGAAUCUUUCAAUGUCAAACCUAUUUGCACAUCCCUAACCAGCAUUAGGGUCACCGUGUGAACCCACACCAAGGUAUGGUAGUAGAUGGCCCAAGAUUAAUCUGAGAUUCCCACCUUGGCAUGGAUUCACAGAAUCGUGCUUAUGUCAGUAACCCACAUUAAACCUAGAUUUGAACAAUUGUGUGAAACUGGCCACUGUAUAGGGGCAGUUCACACUGCCCUUUUGCUAUUAUGAUGUUGGAUAGAGGCAGAGAGCUUGAUUAUCUGUCAUGCCCCAGCUGUGUAGGAUUGUUUCCUUGCCUACCUCGUUUAGAAGCUGGGGAUGGAAUCUAGGUAGGACACACUCAUCCUAGCCAACUGGGGCUUGACAGACUAUCAAGCUUCCUGCCUUUGACCUUGUUUUUCCUCUGACACGGACACAAAACAGGAGAACGCCCAGUUCCCCAAACAGGGUAGACUCAUCUCCUGCCCGGUUGAUGGCUGUGUGAACUGCCCUAUUGCCUUCCAGCCCCUGCUAGCAAAAUUGCAGGAGCUGCAGAUCAACUCCAGGGCAUAUUUCAUCACAAGAGAUUAUGCCACCACCUUGUUUCUCAAGGGCCACCACUGUUUCGCAUCCAUGCAGAAACUUCUCCCACCAGGAAAUGAGAAGUUCUCCUGGAGGUCUCUGCCUGGCCCCAGGAUGGACAGAAUCAGGGUGAGGUAUAGAUGUGGCCAUAACGUGCCAGGUAGCCUACGCUGACCCAAAUCCUGCAAAAUGUAUAAGCCCAAUACUCAGCAGCACCUAUUUUGCCCUGAAGGCAACCUCCUGAGACCUGGCGACCAGCAUGGUGGUUGCAACACAGCUGAAUUGCAGCAGUGACCUGAAUGUCAGUGCCCCUCAAAUGUGGGUCCCCAGCUGUAGCUGGACUACAACUCCCAUCAUCCCCAGUCACAGUGGCCAAUUGACCCGAGAACCAACGGUGUGUGUGGAACACUCCCUACAACUUCCUUACCCAUCUUCUAACAAUGCAAUCAUGGAUCGUGCCUCUGAGAAAGCUGGAGUCAUGUGACAGACUGAUUGUAUGGGCACCAUGUGAAGGCUGUACCACAUGACUCUCCAUAUCAGCAUCCUCCCCCUUGCUGCAAGCUGUUCAACUCUAGCUCCUCCUCUGGUGGAUCUGGGGAGGGAUUUUUCCCCCACACCUGCAGAACCUAAAAAGGGGUGGCAAAACUCUACUCCUUAGGCCACAUGACAAGCCUCUUCCACAAAUGGUGGCAGAUGCCAUGGGGAGCCAUUAAAAGGGGCCUCAGUGCGGCAGUUGCUUGGGUCCUAUGUUUGGAUUCCUGUUUGCUGGAGGGUGUUGCGUGAUGAAGUGGUUGAUGCAGGCAGGACAUUUUGCUGGGAAGCAGACCAUGUUUGUAUUAUUAUUAUUUUAUUUUUGAAAGACAGAAAAACUGCCUUUUGUAUAUGUGAGAAGACCGAUAGGACACACAGGUGGUGUAUUUAUUUAUGUGUGUGAGAACAACCCUUUAUGGAAAAGGAAGAACCAGGCUUUGUUCACACAAUCAUUUGAAUCUAGACUUAAUGUGGCUUACCGACUAGGGGUGUGCAAAACAAUUUGAAUUUGAAUUGAUUCAAUACAAAUCUGGGUGAUUCAAGCAAUUCUAAUUUGAAUCGAAUCACAAAAUGGCAAUUCGAUUCAAAUUGGCAUUUUAAAAAACCAUUCAGGCCCCCUGAUUGGUUUAAAAAGGUGCAAAAACAGGGUCAAAUCUAUUCAAAUUUGAUUCAAAUUCAAAUUGAAUUUUCAGACUGGAUUCAAAUUUGAUUCAAAUUCAAAACAAAUUUUUGGAAUUCGAUUCAAAUUCAAAACAAAUUGAAAAAUUCGUUUCAUGCACAUCUCUGUUACUGACAUAACCAUGAUUGUAUGAACCCAUGCCACGGCUGGAAUCGCCCAUUUGUCUCGGGCCAAAAGCCAACUUGGCAUGAGUUCACACAAUCACGGUUAUGUCAGUAAUUAAACCUAGAUUUAGACAAUUGUGUGAGCCAGGCCCCAGUGUAGUAAGUUUGCUUAAGAUUAACCAAUGUGCACAGUACCCUGGGUGGUGGGGUUUUGUUUCGUGUUGUUCACUCUUCCCAAGGCACAUACUCUUAACCAUUAUUUAUGCACUUGUUCUAUCACUUUUGUAAGUUAAUAAACGUGAAGUUGUUCAAUCAG